GAAUGACAAUUCAUCAGGCUGCUCAACAUGGAAAUUUGCAUAUAGCAAAAAAUUUGAUCGAAAAUGGGCGAGUUAAGGCAACAGACCGAGACGCGCAGAAUGUUACCCCUUUACAUUGGGCGGCUAUCAAUAAUCAUGUAGUAAUGGCGAGAUAUUUGAUUGAUAAUGGAGCUGAAGUAGAUGCUCGUGGUGGUGAACUGGACGCAACUCCGUUGCAUUGGGCAGCAAGGAGUGGCCAUCUCCCUGUCGUAACCCUUUUAGUUAACCACGGAGCGGAUCCUAGUAUUCGAGAUUCUCAAGGAUUUAAUGGGCUUCAUAUUGCUACACAUUCUUCUAACACUAUGCUAGUAUUAUAUCUCGUAUAUCAUGAUAUGGACAUUGAUACUCCAGAUGUUGUACAACAUACACCUUUAAUGUGGGCUGCUUAUCAAGCAGACCCACAAACUGUAGAGUUAUUAAUUAACUUGGGUGCAUCAGUAUCCAAAACUGAUAAUGCGCAAUUUACUCCCUUGCAUUGGGCAAUGAUUAAAGGAAACCCAUUAUGUUUAAGAAGGUUAAUAGAGGCUGGUGCGGAUAUAAAUGCAAAAGAGGAGAAUGGGAAAACUCCUUCGGAUAUUGCACGAGAGAUGAAAGCUAAUAGGGUAUGGGAAAGGGCGUUACACGAAUCAGGGAUAAGAGGAGAUGGGAAGAUGAGAGCUUAUAUUUUUGGAAAG
Messenger RNA from Racocetra persica, 713 nucleotides. NCBI's taxonomy places the organism in Eukaryota, Fungi, Glomeromycota, Glomeromycetes, Diversisporales, Gigasporaceae. The record is from the annotation of a GenBank genome assembly.